AUGAGUUUAACAUCACUUGAAAUAAUAAUAGAUACAUUAUUAGAAUUAAUGGAAGCUUGUAUGAGUGACAUACUGGAUUGUAAAUGGUUAGCACAAUGGCAAGAAUUAGUUAAACAUUUUGCUUUUCAAUUUAAUCCAACGUUUACAAGCAAGACCAAUGUAAGAUUUUUUUUUUUAUAAAACUAAUUUUUCUUUAAUGUUUAAAAGUAUUAUUUAUGGUUGUAUAUAAAAAACAACAAGUGAUGGUGAAAUAAAAACUUUAUUACGUAUAUUUGUUAAAACACUUGAAUCAUUUUCUCA
This is a messenger RNA of Rotaria sordida, 300 nucleotides long. The record is from the annotation of a GenBank genome assembly. NCBI's taxonomy places the organism in Eukaryota, Metazoa, Rotifera, Eurotatoria, Philodinida, Philodinidae.